Labrus mixtus (cuckoo wrasse) is the source of this 4457-nucleotide messenger RNA. RefSeq names its product deltaD (gene dld). Gene Ontology annotation, biological process: Notch signaling pathway; cell communication; heterophilic cell-cell adhesion. The record is from RefSeq and is a predicted model, not a curated record. Lineage: Eukaryota; Metazoa; Chordata; Actinopteri; Labriformes; Labridae. The transcript is spliced from 12 exons. Gene Ontology annotation, cellular component: protein-containing complex; plasma membrane. Gene Ontology annotation, molecular function: calcium ion binding. The coding region runs from base 428 to 2848 and encodes 806 amino acids.
CACACGCACUGUUGAACCGAGAGACACUGAAAGACAACGGAGACUACAAGAAUCAGAAUAUCAUUAUUAAUGAGGUGGGAAAUAAACAAGAGCAUCACGAGCUGCUUUUACGUCUGAUUGGAACUAACCCUUUUAUUUUCCACCCGGAUUUCAUUUACGCUUCUCCAAGAGGAACCUUCUUCUGAGGAUUACUUUACACUGUAAAACUUUUUUUGUUUAUAUCAGUAAGUCGUGCCUCGUAUGGGAAAGUAGAGAGGCAGAAAGAAAGUUUAUCUCCAGAGUUUAUCUUCACCUUUCCUCGUGCGCCUCAGCUGUUCACCUUGACUGUGACAUAACGGAACGCUUUUCAAACUUUCUCCAUGAGUGUUUGAGCUGGGCUGCACUGACGUGUGGAGCUUUCACUGCUUGUUGAAGGGUUGUCAACACAAUGGGACGCUUAUGUCUGCUUCUUGUUGUCAGCCUCUCCCUGCUCACCUGCCAGGUUUUGUGCUCCGGAAUGUUUGAGCUGAAGCUGCAAGAGUUUCUCAAUAAGAAAGGGGUACCUGGGAACGCAAACUGCUGUCCCGGGGGCUCCGCUUAUCCGCAGGGCCAAAACCAGCAGUGCGAGUGCAAAACUUUCUUUCGGGUGUGUCUGAAGCACUACCAGGCCAAUGUCUCACCCGAGCCUCCCUGCACCUACGGCGGGGCCGUUACGCCCGUACUCGGCUCCAACUCCUUUCAGGUGCCGGAGACAAACGCAGACAGCUUUACCAACCCUAUCCGCUUCCCCUUUGGCUUCACCUGGCCGGGGACGUUUUCACUGAUCAUUGAAGCCCUGCACACUGACUCCCUGGACGACCUGACAACAGAAAACCCUGAGCGUCUGAUCAGCAGAAUCACCACUCAACGUCACCUCACCGUAGGAGAAGAGUGGUCCAAGGACAUGCAAACGAGCGGUAGGACUGAGCUGCGUUACUCUUACCGCUUCCUGUGUGACGAGCACUACUAUGGCGAUGGCUGCUCUGUCUUCUGCCGACCCAGAGACGACGCUUUUGGGCACUUCACCUGUGGCGAGCGUGGGGAGAUCAUAUGCAACUCUGGCUGGAAGGGACAUUACUGCACUGAACCGAUCUGUCUUCCUGGCUGUGAUGAAGAGCAUGGCUUCUGUGAAAAACCUGGAGAGUGCAAGUGUCGUGUGGGCUUCAGUGGACGUUAUUGUGACGACUGUAUACGUUACCCGGGCUGCCUCCAUGGCACCUGCCAGCAGCCCUGGCAAUGUAACUGCCAGGAGGGAUGGGGUGGGCUCUUCUGCAACCAGGAUCUGAACUACUGUACACACCAUAAGCCCUGUCUUAAUGGAGCCACCUGUACCAACACUGGCCAGGGCAGUUACACGUGCUCUUGUCUGCCUGGGUACACAGGAGCCAGCUGUGAGCUCCAGGUCAACGAGUGCUCUGGAAACCCAUGUCGUAAUGGAGGCAGCUGCACUGACAAUGAUAAUGGCUAUAAGUGCACCUGCCCACCUGGUUUCUAUGGCAACUUUUGUGAGUUAAGUGCCAAUACCUGUGCAGAUGGGCCUUGCUUCAAUGGGGGGCGUUGCGCUGACAACCCUGAGGGAGGAUACUUUUGUCAGUGUCCAAUGGGAUAUGCUGGCUUCAACUGUGAGAAGAAAAUUGACCACUGCUCUUCUAACCCAUGUUUGAAUGGUGCAGAAUGCGUGGAUCUGGUGAACUCCUUCCUCUGCCAGUGUCCUGAGGGAUUUUUGGGUCCUAACUGUGAGGAUAGUGUCAGCAUCUCUGGGUACUGUCUGACCUUCCCUUGUCAGAACGGUGGGACGUGUCAGGAAGGAGUAAAUGGAUACACUUGUACCUGCCCCCCAGGAUACACAGGUGAAAAUUGCAGUUCCCCUGUCUCUCGCUGCCAUCAUAGCCCCUGUCACAAUGGAGCCACCUGCCAUGAGCGUGGCGGUCGCUAUGUGUGUGCCUGUGUGCCUGGUUACGGCGGUCACAACUGUCAGUUCCUCUUACCUGAGGUUCCCUUAGGUCAGCCGGUGGUUGACGGACCAGAUCGGAGAUAUUCCCUUGAUGGGGAAAUUGGUGAAGAGGAUGAUGAUGGCAACAGUGAUUUCCCCUGGACCGCUGUGUGCGCUGGGGUUUUCCUUGUUCUUGUGAUCCUGAUAGGCUGCUCUGUCCUGGUGGUCUACAUUCGGGUCAAACUGCAGGAGCGGCACAGUCACCACAGUGACAGUGUCCAUAGCGACAGCCAUGAGACAAUGAACAACAUGACUACCACUAACAACUGUCUCCGCAGCGACAAGGAACUUGGUUCACUGAUGACAACAUCUAUUAAAAACACCAACAAGAAGGUAGAAUACCAUUCAGAUCUUGCGGGGUCAUUGGGUGGUCUUAGUGGCAUCAGUGGACUUAACGGGCCAGAGAAGAACGGCUUUAAGACUCGCUAUCCUAGUGUGGAGUACAACCUGGUCCAUGAGCUGCGGCCUGAGGAGCUGUCGCUGUGUAAAGAUGAGGGCCAUGAAGAGCCGGAGGUUAAAUGUGAGAUCCUGGUUGACUCUGACUCAGAGGAAGGAUACAGGAAAAGACAUAACAGUGACGCAUCAGAAAAGAAACAAACAGAAGAGUCACCGAGCUGCAGUCAAGCAAAAUAUCAGUCAUCCAGUGACUUGAACAAUCACGCAGCAAGUGAUCUUAAAUACACAUCCACCAGUGACAUAAAAUACCAGCCAACAAGUGAUGUUGACUACCACAGUCCCAAUGACAGCAGGCACCAUUGUACGACAGACACCAAAUACCAGUCCGUCUACGUCAUGUCAGACCAAAAAGAUGAAUGUAUCAUUGCAACAGAGGUAUGAUACAAGUCUAGACCAGACCAGAUCAGACCAGAUUCCUCUGGUUGAUGGCGGUCCGCAAAAACCAGCCCUGAGCAGUAGAGCUCAGCUUGUCUCCAGGAGGUUUUACUCCUGCUGUUUGCUGCUGUUCCCUGGGAUUUACCAGAGGACUCGAGCCAAGAUGCUACUGAGCCAGUGCAGAUUCAAUUCCCACUUGGCAAGGACUUAGUACUAUAGUAGUACUAUGGGUGAAUACUGGACAUUUGUGACCCUCAAUGGAUCAUGGUCUUUUGCUGACUCUACUACAGAUGAAGUACCAAAAGACAGUGCUGAAUGAAUACUGAGGUCCAAAGGUGGCUGCUAGAGGACGGUUGCAUAAUUGAGGAAUAUUCUGCUCAUACCAGGAUGAACUCUUCUCUCUUGAUUUGGAUGUUGACCGAUGAUAUUGUAGUACCUUGGAGUACUGAUUGAAUGAACAGUGUAGUACCUUUGGUGUACUGAGAACUUUUGAAGUACUGUUGUAGUACUGUUAUGUGUUGUGGUUUUACAAUGCAGGUAAAAGCUAUCGUAGAUAGAGGACAGUUCAUGUUCUGUACAGUGCUGCAGAGUAAAAGAUGAACUACAAGUGACAGAAUAAGUACUGUAACAUCAAUAGUACUAUAGAUGCUGCAGUAAUAAAUGUAUUCAUUAAAUCAGUCUUAAUUUGAGCUUUCGAGUCAAAAGACAAAUACAGUGGCAAACAGUUGAACUACUGAAAAGCUGUACAUCUUUGGCUCUGCAGCAUUGACAGUGACAGUGUUGGCUGAGCUGGUUCUCAGCAGGUUACAAAGAACUGAGGACUCCGGUAGUGACUGCAGAUCGAUCCAACAUGGAUCCUGUUGGGCCAUACUGGCCCCUGACCCUGACCUGAAGGUUGUGAUACACGGGGUAAUGUUUUGGGCAGAACAUAUUAGAAACACAGCAGUCAAAAUGAGAGAACAAAUAAAGAGACAAGAGACUUGAGAAUAAAUCAGAAAAAAAUGAAGAAUUUGUGACCAUCUUUUUUUAAACAAAAUACCUUAAAGAGUUAAAAAAUCUUCCUUAGCUCUGAUGAUGCUGUUGUGUUUCCAAGGAGGCAGAGCUAUUAAGGACUAGUCUUAACUGCCAAGACCUCAUUGCACUAUGGAGAUGUGUGUGUUUAUGUGUGUAUGAGUGUGUGUGUACAGAAGAGUUGAUGCCUGUGUGUGGUGUCAUCAUGUAUUCACUGCCAACUCCCAUACCUAUCACUCCAAGUCUUCCACUAUUAGCCAAUUGAAAGACACCAUCACCCUGCCCAUUGUUUGUUAGGAUCAUUUAUUUUUAUUUUAUUUGUUAUCUAAAGAAAGAUGUAUUCUUUUAAUUAAAUUAUGUAAUUAUUUGUGUUACACUCUGUUGUGAUGUUUUUGUUAAACCUGUUAUAAUUUAUGUUGGAUUGUUUUUAUUGGAACAUAAUGUAUGUAUGUAUGUAUAUGUAUGUAUGCAUGUAUGUGUUAGGCACUUGAGACCCCUGUGAACUGUGUUGUAUUUAAGAGAAAAGUCUUACGUACAGAGCCUGUCAUUUUUAUUACUGGAAAACAGCGCAAUAUUUUUCCAAAAUAAAAGAGGAAUGAAAUAA